UCUUCACGAUAUCAGAACACUCCAUGACAAGGGUUUUGCGGAAAUGAACAAAAAUCACGUGACGACGAUGUCACAGAACGGCCCACAUGAUAGAUUGAAUCCGUGGUACAAUAAAAAUCGUUACAUACGAAUGCCGUUUUAUCCGCCCGUCGGAUUACAGUCGGGAUUAAUGUGGAUGAACCUGACAAGGAUGAGGAGGACGCGUUUUCAACAAUUAUGGAGAGACGCCUUUGUAAAAUAUAACACGGAAUUCUAUCUGCACGAUCAAGAUAUUCUGAACGCUGCUUUUGGGGCGAAACCAGAGAUGGUGAAAAUGCUGACCACAUGUGAUUGGCACUACUGGCUUGCGUACUGUCUAAGUGAGGCGUACUGUACGCCAAGGAAAGUGUACGUACUCCAUGGUAUCAACUCAUCAUUUCACUGGAAAAGCUGUUACCCUUUUAGUACUGUCUGGGAUGCAUUUGAGAAGUUCUCCCUGGACCAAGAUAUCGGAAGUCACCUGUUAGAGCCAUUAUUGAAGGCACUUGGAAACCAAACCAAGGAGGAUCAGAAUAAGAACUGUGGCAAAUGCAUAAAUACACCUACUGAAGCUUUGGUGGGAGGCCUUAGGACCUUGAUAUGAAUGCCACGCUUCCACAUGACCAGAAACUUAUUUCCCCAGUCUCACAAACAAUGGAUAUCAUUUAUUAGAUGCUAAAGACAGGAACGGUUAUUUUCGCAGCAGUUUUAGACAUGACCACAUGACCAGAAACUUAUUUCCCCAGUCUCACAAACAAUGGAUAUCAUUUAUUAGAUGCUAAAGACAGGAACGGUUAUUUUCGCAGCAGUUUUAGACAACAUUUAUAAAAAAACUUCUGCGGAUUAUCGAUAAUUAAAUAAGAUGAAAAAAACAAGUAUAUUCAAGAAUGUCACAUCAGUGACAAUUACAAGGGUGUUCUACCGGGAGUAAAAAACACUUCUAAAUAUGGUCAAUGUUUAGUUUCAAAAGCACGUUUCACCAAUGGAAAAAAACAGUAAGUGAUUCAUCGAUCUCAUGAGCAAAUAAAUAAACAAGUGUCAAAGGAAUAGGGGAUGGA
Molecule: messenger RNA, 1076 nt
Organism: Lingula anatina
Lineage: Eukaryota; Metazoa; Brachiopoda; Lingulata; Lingulida; Lingulidae
Product: glucoside xylosyltransferase 1-like
Biological process (GO): protein O-linked glycosylation via N-acetylgalactosamine
Molecular function (GO): UDP-xylosyltransferase activity
Source: RefSeq, a predicted model, not a curated record